This is a messenger RNA of Neocloeon triangulifer, 2173 nucleotides long. Its product is annotated as enteropeptidase-like. Gene Ontology annotation, molecular function: serine-type endopeptidase activity. NCBI's taxonomy places the organism in Eukaryota, Metazoa, Arthropoda, Insecta, Ephemeroptera, Baetidae. Gene Ontology annotation, biological process: proteolysis. The coding region runs from base 52 to 1956 and encodes 634 amino acids. The transcript has 12 exons. The record is from RefSeq and is a predicted model, not a curated record.
CAAACAGUAGCGUUUUGCUGUUGUCGAGUAUGUAAACACAAUUAAGACAUAAUGAAGACAUUGUUUUUUAUCAUGCUUGCCGCCUGUGGAAUUUCAUGUUCGUGCGGACAGAAUGAAAAAGCAACCAACAGCGAUCUUUUUACUAUAAAAGAAGUUAUAGAUAUAGACAUUUACAAACAAACGACAAAACUCUAUGAUUUCUGUCCUACAAAAGACAGGAAAAAAUUCUCAGCACCAGAUUUUGGAGGAGGAGAAAAUUUGAGCUUUGAAGGCUGUGGAAUUUGGACAUCUGACCCUACAACAGAAAAUGACAGACCAUCCUGGUUUAUUGUUACAAAGAUGAAAGAUAGCGACGAAUUUUGCUGGGGUGUAUUAAUUUCUGGCAGAUCGGUUAUUUUAACUUAUUGUGAAUAUUCCGAGAAUUUGAACAACUUUGGAGAAAUGCAAGUUUUUGGAGGCGAGUCCUGCUCCAAUCAUGAAGAUGGCUGCUUUUAUAAUAAGCGACUAUUGCAGGAAUUGAAGGUUAUCAAUGUGACACCUUUGCGGUCACAUUCAUUGAAGGAAAAGAUGUGGUACAUGUUCACAAGUAAACUAAAUUUAAAUGAAAGGAAUUUGAUGCCAAUAUGUCUUUACAACCGCGACAAUUCAGACGACUUAAGUAACUCCAACUCGUACUAUGGGUUUAACACGAAAUUGAUCAAAGGAAAACUUCCCGAGCAAGGAAAUUGUUGUGUCAGAAGUAAUGAUGUCACCUUCAAUGACAGUAUGCCAUACUGGCGAGCUCACUUUGAUGAACAAAUAUGCACAAGUUUAUGGUCUCAACGCGUCUUGAUAAAUGGCAGAAAAGAACAAAAUGGAGCAACUCGAUAUUUUCUGAGAGGGCUUAUAAGUUUUAUAAUUAAUUCUGACUAUAAUCACUUUGGUUCGUUUGCGGACGUGAACGCCUGGUUGCGUGAGGUCGUUUCUUUGGCACCAGAUUUGGCCCUGAUGCCACACAUUCCGCCACCGAAAACACCCAUACAAUUUAAAACUGGCCUCAGCUAUCCGGACUGCGGAAAGGUGCAAAUCGCGCAGAACAUUGCAAGAAGGCGCACUAGGUCAACCGACGACCAGCGGCCCACAGGCCUUGUAUUUGGGGGCGUUAAUGACCAAAAAGGAGCAACCCCAUGGCACGUCAGUAUCAAUGUGCACGGCAAGAGGGGAAUCUACACUGACGCCUGUGGUGGCACUUUAAUUUCAAAUACAGCCAUUUUAACUGCGGCUCAUUGCUUGAACGAGAAAGUGAGAGGAAAUCUUUUGUUACUUAGCCCAAGUCAGGUUGAGUUGACUUUUGGAAAGUAUGAUUCCUCCAAAUCCAAUCACAUGGAACCCUUCAGGCAGUCUUAUUUUACAAAAGAGGUAUUGAUCCACCCUGAAUACAACCAAUCUGCAGAAAAUUUCGAAAAUGACAUCGCCUUGCUGAUUAUUGAGCCAAAAGUUCUGACUUUUAAUGAAAUGGUGCAGCCGGCGUGUUUGUGGGCCGAAAAAGAUAACGACAUUGAAAAAAUUGCCGGCUCACAGGGAGAGGUCGCCGGUUGGGGACUGACUGCGGAAAACAAACGCUCUGCUGUUUUGCAAAAGGCCUAUCUUGACAUUGUUACACAUCGGACGUGCUUUUCCAAUAAUAAGAAUUUCUUCGGGAAAUAUUUAAAGCCAACUCUGAACUUUUGCGCUGGCAUACCCAACCAAGCAACAACUUGUGUUGGCGACAGCGGUGGUGGCUUGACGAUUUACAACAAUGGUCGGCACUACUUGCGUGGAAUCACCAGUUUUGCUCCUGAUAAACGGGAGAACGUAGACGGAAACACAAUUUUCGUUUGCAGCAAAAAAUACUAUUCCGUCUUUGCCGAUGUUACAAAUUAUAUGGAUUGGAUUGUUAAAAAUGCUUUUGGUAGGAAUCCAAAGAACAACCCGUAAUAAUAAAAAUUGCAAAUUUCACACCAAGUCUCUAAAUAUUUCUCUCUGCCUACUAAUUAAUUUAAGGAUUUUCAUUAUAAGUGUUUAAAAUAAUAAGUUAGGAGAGGGCUAAAUGAUGUUAUAAAAACUUGAAUUAAAGUAAAAGGAAAAAGAUUAAAAAGGUACUAAUUUGCACUUCCAGGGAUUGAAUUGUAAAACAGCAUGUCAAAGUAGUUCU